This is a messenger RNA of Brassica napus (rape), 2768 nucleotides long. Its product is annotated as ethylene-responsive transcription factor ERF057-like. Gene Ontology annotation, biological process: regulation of DNA-templated transcription. The coding region runs from base 1921 to 2469 and encodes 182 amino acids. Gene Ontology annotation, molecular function: DNA-binding transcription factor activity; DNA binding. Lineage: Eukaryota; Viridiplantae; Streptophyta; Magnoliopsida; Brassicales; Brassicaceae. The transcript has a single exon. The record is from RefSeq and is a predicted model, not a curated record.
AUAACAUGAUAUAAAUAAUAGUAGAGGCGGUAUACCGACCAUUAUAACAGGGUAUAAAUGAUACAAAUAAAUUUUACCGAAUCGCAGAGUGAUCGUGUUGAUAACGUGUUAUAAAAAGAACUGGAAUUUUAUUGUAUCGCGGGAAUUUGAAUAAGAGCAAAAUUUAUACCCGUAGAAUUUUUAACACUGAUAGAAAGAGUUUAUUAUAGAAAGAAGAGAAGGUUGAGAGAUGGUCUAUCUUACAAACGAUCGAAACAAUCGUUUAUAUAGAAAUAAAAAGUAAAGUUACUGUGCAUGCAUAGUGACAGCGGGACCUAUAAUGAUAUUAAAGUCAACAAAUUCUGCGCGUCCCCCGUUUGCAAUACGACGCUUCCAUAACAUUUCUUUCUUUUUGGCAUCCGUGUGUGUGUUUUUUUCUAUUUAUAUUAUUUAGUCAACUUUUUUUCUUUCAGUAGGGCUUCUCUUUUUUCUCCAGAAGUUCAUCUUUAUUUCUCCAAAUUAAUUAUUAUUUUUUUGUACAAAACUACAAAUGGAAAAGUUCUGAACAUGAAUGGCUGCGCAGAAGAGUUCAUGAAAGCUGUCGAACCGUUCAUGAAGGUAACAGAACCAGUACCAUUAACUCCUGAUAACCAAACCGGGCCAAUUGGGCUAAACCCACUCACUGACGCUCAAAUCCUCGAAAUUCAAAGAGAGUUACAUUACAUCUCAGACAACAAAACCAAGCUCGCCGUCGUGGCUGCGGCGCUAAACCAACCCCAAUGAAGAAAACCAACGUAACUAGACCGGUUAAACUAUACCGAGGCGUUAGACAACGACAAUGGGGGAAAUGGGUUGCUGAGGUCCGGUUGCCUAAACACUGCAAGAAAACUAUCCAUGCUCCGACAAAACUUUACGAGUUUUACUGUUAUCGGAAAAAUAGUAAUGAAAUACUGACAAUUUACCGAGAGUAAACAAAUAUUGUCGGUGUCAGAUCGGUAACUUCCGAUAUAGAUAUUUUGUCAGGAGUUUAUUGGAACGCCGUUCUCGGAAGUUUCUCAAAAAAAUAUAUAUACCGACAACACUUCAGUUUCAUCGGUAAAACGUCAUAAAGUGGAUACAAAUUUCAUCGGAACCAUUUAUUAUUUUAAAAUUAAUCAACUUUUACCAUUAUUUAUUAAUUUUGCCACUUAAUUAAGUUACUGGUAUGAUUUUUCACAGCCAUUCAUUUUCUUUCAUCGAUCUUUUCCAUUGUUUAUCUUUACAUUUCUUAUCUCUACCUUUCUUCUCUUCUCAUCAACUUUACUUCUCUCCUUCUGCAAUCUUCUUUCAGUAACUUUUUAAAAAACUAAUCCAUCUAUUUCUUAACUUCUCUGAUCUUCUCUCGUUCUUUCUCUUCAUAUCUUCUGCUUCUCUUCUUUCCCUACUAUCUCUUUAUUUAGAAUUACAUAUUUUAUUUGUCAGAUCUGUUUUUUUUUCUGUACAAGAUAUAACUGCUGUUGCUGACCCUCAGUUUUCGCUGAUACUACGCUUUCUUCCACGGCCACCACCAUCGCCGUUUCUUACAAGUUACAAGCCACUAUCUUUGUCGUUUAUCCACGGCCACCACCCUCAUCGCUUCUUCCACAGCCACUACAGUCGUCGCGUCUUCUAUCAACGCAACCGUCGCCGUUUCUUUGAUGGCCACCUCCGUCGUUUAUCAACCACCGCCACGAAUCAGUAGAUUCCUUCACCGCCAUUGUAAAUUUAGCCUCUUAAUUUAACAAUAUUGUAAAUUUAGCUUUAUUAUAACUUUAUGUUUAUCUUAAAUUUAUAUGUAAUUAAUUAAUAUUUCAGUUUAUAUUAUUAUUUUAUUUAUAUUUUCGUUAUUUUGCAUUUAUUUUUUUUAAUUAAUUUUUUUAAAGUUGUCGGAAUGACCUCGGUAAUUACCGAGGACUGGUAGCGAUGAAUUUUCCGAGAAUGCGUUUUCUCGGUAGUUUCCGACAAGAUGCCGACGUCCUAUUAUUUCCGAGACCCGAACUCCGACGUAUUGACAUUUCUCGGAAAAUUCUCGAAGAUGUGGUCUUCGGACGACCUUCCGACAAACUUGAGUGUCGGUAUGAAGCACUCUUUCUCGUAGUGAAACACCGAACCAGGUUAUGGCUCGGUACGUUCAAAACCGCGGAAGAAGCUGCAUUAGCUUACGAUCAAGCUGCUCAUAAGAUCAGAGGAGACAACACUCGUCUCAACUUCCCGGACAUUGCUCGUCGUGGGGAACAUAAACAGACAUUGUCUCCCUCUGUCAACGCUAAGAUCGAAUCCAUAUGUAAAAAUAGCUCAGAAGCUCCCCUGCUUGAGGUCAAGAAACCGGCGAAAACAGUGGAAUGGUUCUUUGGUUUUCAUUACACGGUUCCUAAACUAGAACAAGAACGUGAAGUUCCGGAUAGUUCCGGAUACGGCUCUCCUGAGUCGAAUAUAACGAUGUUGGAUUUCUCAAGCCAACGGAUGAAGUGAAAGUUAAACGGCUAUGAGUGCGUGACAAGCUUAUGUCUUUGUUCUAUUCAAAAGAUUUUUUUACUCUGCUAUUCGAAUAAGCAACUAAUACGUUCAGCUCUCUCUUCCAAAGAAUAAACAGGAAGAUGAGAGCUUUUUUAAUGGGUUUGCAAAAGUAUCCUUCAUUUUGAGAUUGAUUGGUACGCUACUCUAUGGAUCUAUUUAAUCUUUCAAUUUUCAUUUGCUGAUAAUUUUUAAGAAGAUUAUUAGCUUUGUAAUGAAAUUCUACAUGCAGUGAAACCUUUGUUUUCUGUUUUCCU